Scutellospora calospora is the source of this 711-nucleotide messenger RNA. NCBI's taxonomy places the organism in Eukaryota, Fungi, Glomeromycota, Glomeromycetes, Diversisporales, Gigasporaceae. The record is from the annotation of a GenBank genome assembly.
AUGGCCAUCGUGAAUAAUCAUCCUGAAGAAACCCGUGAAGCUCUCUUGAAAAGUGACAUAAAACUCGCCAGCAAAGAAGUAGUAAUUGACGACAAAUACGUAACAGUUGCAUCUGAAGCCUCACUUCAGACCACUAAAGCAAAUCUAGAAGCCAAGAGUCAUGAAGUUACGAUUCUUGAAACCAAAGAAGAGGCCUUUGAAUUUUUAAAGAACUUAAUUCCCAAAGGAAGCUCAAUCAAUAAUGGACAUUCUACUACUUUGGAAGAAAUUGGGUUUAUUACGUAUUUAAAGACUGCUACAGAAUGGGAAAAUAUUCACGCACAAAUUUUAGCAGUGACUGAUUGGAACGAACAGGCGGAGUUGAAACGAGUUAAAGGCUUCAACGUUGAUUAUUACUUGUCAUCCGCUAGUGCUAUCACUGAGGAUGGAGCAAUCGUUGGAGUUGAUUGGUCAGGAACUCGUAUUGGUGCUUGGUUUGCAACAGCCGGAAAACUUAUUAUCGUUAGUGGUACAAACAAGAUUGUUAAAGAUGAACAAGAAGCUAAUGAACGCGUAUAUAAACAUUGUUUAGAAUUAGAAUCAGCACGUGUUAGAUUAGCUUAUAAAAUGCCUGCUAGUAAUAUUGCAAAUUAUUCUAUUAUCAAAUCAGGUUCUCCUUUCAAUCCUAAGCGUGUUCAUGUUGUAUUUAUUAAGGAGUCUUUGGGAUAUUAA